Molecule: messenger RNA, 584 nt
Organism: Exaiptasia diaphana
Lineage: Eukaryota; Metazoa; Cnidaria; Anthozoa; Actiniaria; Aiptasiidae
Exons: 4
Coding region: 87-584 (165 amino acids)
Biological process (GO): G protein-coupled receptor signaling pathway
Cellular component (GO): membrane
Molecular function (GO): G protein-coupled receptor activity
Source: RefSeq, a predicted model, not a curated record
CUGCUGUGCGAUCAACUGCUGCCAACAGAGAAUCGUCUCUUUCAAAGAAAGUGGCAUUCAUCAUUCUUACAGACUUUCUUUGCUGGAUGCCUGUCAUCAUCAUCAGCUUCCUCUCCAUUACUGGAUUCAACGUCGACCGGUCAAAACAAAUUUACGUAUGGAUUGCAGUGUUUGUCCUGCCAAUAAAUUCUUCGAUCAACCCAUUCCUCUAUACAUUCACAACUAUCCACAGCAGGCGUAAAAGUCAAGAUCUAGGAGGCCUUUUGAAGAAUACUUCUCCAAGAAAAACAAAGACUUCUACUGAGAAUACUGAGGACCUCAACAGUGCGGAARAGGYUAAGAAGUCAUCGAAGGUUUGCUACAGAAUACAGCUUCUAGAAAAAGUUGACAUCCAAAGCAGCUGCAACGGAGUGASCUUUUUCAUGGGCAAGGUGAAGUCACGUGAUCGCGAAGAUCUCUCUCUUAUCAAGUACUUCAAUCAAAGCAGGGCGGAUGCCUUUAAGAAAGAGCUCGAUAUCGUUUCUAAGAUCAAAGACCACAAGCAYGAAAACAUCAUUGAAUAUCAAUGGAGUUGUUUUGAAUAG